AUGGACAAAAGUUGGAUUUCACAUAAGCGUACUACCCCUCUGUUUCGUCAAGGGGUUGAGGAGUUCAUUCGUAUUGUACUUACACGUAAAAAGGAAGGAGAAAAAAUAUGUUGUCCUUGUAAGAGUUGUGGUAACAUGCGUAAGGUGUCUACAGAAGAUGAAUUACGAGCUCAUAUUUUUUGGAAUGGUUUUUCCAAAAAUUAUACUGAUUGGAUAUGGCAUGGUGAAGGGGAAACGGGUACUGAGAAUCAUAGCUACGAAGACCAUGCAGAGGACUUAAAUACUCACCAUGGUAAUGAAAAUGAGGUGCUUGAUGAGGUGUUUGAUGAGAUGUUGCACGAUACGGAGGAUAAUCUCACAGAGGGGCCACCUGAUUACGAAAGUUUGUUGACUGACGCCGAGACACCUUUGUAUCCAGGGUGCAGUAAGUACACUCGAUUAACAGGUGUACUAGAAUUAUUUGAACUGAAAGCGGAAGCCGGGUGGACUGAUUAUCAUUACUCAAAAUUGAUGGUAAAAUUGAAAGAUAUGUUUCCCGAAGGUAACACGCUUCCGAGUUAUACUUAUGCGACUAAGAAGAUGUUGUGUCCGAUGGGUUUGGAUGCUGAGAAAAUACAUGCUUGCCCUAAUGAUUGCGUAUUGUAUCGAAAGGAUUAUAACUAUUUGCAUGAAUGUCCAACUUGUGGGACAUCGCGAUAUAAGGUGAAGAGCAACGGUGAAAACACCAAUGAACCUGCUAAGGUAAUGUGGUACCUACCUGUAGUGCCUAGGCUCAAACGCUUGUUCGCUAAUGCUAAAGAUGCAGAAAAUUUGACAUGGCAUGCAGACGGGCGAAAUAAAGAUGGAAUGCUUCGGCAUGCUGCUGAUUCCCCUCAAUGGAAACAUAUUGGUACUACCUUUCCGAAUUUUAGUCGUGAAACAAGGAAUUUAAGGCUACGCUUAUGUACAGAUGGAAUCAACCCAUUUGGUAACAUGAGUAGUCAGCAUAGCACUUGGCCAGUUCUGUUGGUGAAUUACAAUUUACCACCUUGGUUGUGCAUGAAGCGCAAAUACAUUAUGUUGUCAAAUUUGAUAUCUGGGCCUAAACAACCUGGAAAUGACAUAGAUGUGUACUUGGCACCACUGAUUGAGGAUUUGAAGAAGUUGUGGGAUGAAGGUGAGCGUGUGUAUGAUGAAUAUCGUAAGGAAACAUUUACUUUGCGUGCUAUGAUCUUCUGCACAAUUAAUGACUUUCCUGCGUAUGGGAAUUUAUCUGGCCAUGUUGUCAAGGGAUACAAAGCUUGUCCUAUUUGUGAAGAUGAUACCAAAGCUGUUCAAUUGAAGAGUAGCAAGAAGGUUGUAUACCCAUUUCAACGAGUAUUUCUACCUCGCAAUCACCCUUAUCGUCGGCUUUGCAAGGCUUUUAAUGGAGAACCAGAACAUAGAUCUCCUCCUAAGCCUCUUACUGGGAAACAAGUUUAUGAACGUGUAAAGGACAUCAAUUGUGUUUUCGGCAAACCCUACAAGUCUCUUGGUGACAAGUUAUGUUAUAAAAAGAGGUCUGCGUUUUGGAUCUUGCCAUAUUGGGAACAUCUUAGUGUAAGGCAUUGUAUUGAUGUGAUGCAUGUUGAGAAAAAUGUAUUUGAUAGUUUGAUCGGAACGCUUCUGAACAUGCCAGGGAAGACUAAAGAUGGAGAGAAGGCUAGAAAUGACAUGGUCAAGAUGGGAAUGCGCCUUGAAUUGAAACCUACAAAAAAGGGGAAGCGAUAUUACCUACCUCCAGCUUGUUAUACUUUAUCUAAGAAGGAGAAAAAAGUAUUAUGCGAGUCCUUACAUAAUGUGAAAGUUCCAUCUGGAUAUUCGUCGAACAUUCGAAACCUCGUGUCAUUGAAAGAUUUGAAAUUAGUUGGAUUGAAGUCUCAUGAUUGUCAUACUUUAAUGCAAGAGAUAUUGCCGAUUGCAAUUAGGUCGAUUUUACCCAAACAAGUACGACAAGCUAUAAUAAGACUUUGUUUGUUUUUCAAAGCUAUUUGUUCGCGGGUACUCGAUCCUGGUAAAUUAGACUCUUUGCAAUCACAACUCAUUGUCACAUUGUGUCAACUUGAGAUGUAUUUUCCGCCCUCCUUUUUCGACAUCAUGGUGUAUCUGAUUGUUCAUUUGGUGAGAGAGGUCAAACUUUGUGGGCCGGUGUAUUUAAGGUACAUGUAUCCGUUUGAGCGCAAUAUGGGUGAUUGGAAAGGUUAUGUGAGGAAUCGAUCUCGUCCAGAAGGCAGCAUAGUUGAGGGAUAUCUAACUGAUGAGGUCCUUAGAUAUUGCAUCGAGCAUUUGGAAGAGUUAGAAACACUAGGACUUCCAAAGCCUCGUCACAAUAAGGAGAGAGUACAAGGUAUUGGUACAGUUGGUCGUAAAGUGCUAAACUUAAGUCGUGAAAUAGUUGAUCAAGCUUACCUCUACAUCUUACAACAAGUUGAUGAGGUGCAACCAUAUUUGGCAGACCAUAUGAAUCUGAUUAGGCAAGAAUAUCAUGGCAGAGGUGAAAAAAUUUUGAGAGACGAACACAAUCGAUCUUUCAUCAGAUGGUUCCAAGAGAAAGUGGAUCGUGGUUUGAAACAAACACCAAAUGAUGUUAGUGAAGACAUUAGAUGUGCUGCACCUGCUGCAAGAAUGGGUAUGACUAGAAGAGUGUACCCUCUUGGUUCUUUGAACCCUUACCAAGGGAACUGGACCAUCAAAGUCCGAGUUACCAGCAAGGGGACACUACGAACCUUCUAUAAUGAGAGAGGAGAAGGGAAUGUCUUCAAUGUUGAGCUAACUGAUGAAUAUGGUACUCAAAUACAAGCAACGAUGUUCAAUGCGAUAGAGAAGAAGUUCUUUGACACCUUUGAUGCAGGGAAGGUUUAA
Molecule: messenger RNA, 2880 nt
Organism: Spinacia oleracea (spinach)
Lineage: Eukaryota; Viridiplantae; Streptophyta; Magnoliopsida; Caryophyllales; Amaranthaceae
Exons: 3
Coding region: 1-2880 (959 amino acids)
Source: RefSeq, a predicted model, not a curated record